AUGGGUAACUUGGGAUUGUUGUCAUCUCUUACUCUAUUGCUUGUUUCUCUACCCCACCUCAAUCGAGCCAUCUCUUCUUGCAACGACCCAUGUCGCACCCUAACCGAUUGUGAAGGCCAAUUGAUUUGCAUAAACGAGAAAUGCUCGGACGAUCCCAACCUCAACACUCACAUAUGUACACAGGAAGGAGGAGGUGGUGGUGGAGGAUGGGGUUUGGCAUCUUCAAGCAAAGGGUGUCAUUCUAUUGGGAAAUUGCACUGCAAGGGAAAGUCAUUCCCUCAGUUCAAGUGUUCGCCGCCGGUGACAUCCUCUACACGAGCCGUGCUUACAAAUAACGACUUUACCGAAGGUGGGAGUGGAGGCGACCCAUCGGAGUGCGACGGGCAGUUCCAUGACAACUCGGACCCAAUAGUGGCGCUGUCCACAGGUUGGUACAAUGGGGGGUCGAGAUGUGGGAAGAUGAUCCAAAUUACGGCUACAAAUGGGCGGUCGGUGUUGGCUAAGGUGGUGGAUGAGUGCGAUUCUGUGAAUGGAUGCGACAAGGAGCAUGCUCAUCUGCCGCCAUGCCACAACAAUAUUGUGGAUGGCUCAGAUGCUGUGUGGCACGCUUUGGGACUUGAUAUUAAUGUCGGCGAAGAACCCGUCACUUGGUCCGAUGCUUAA
Cucurbita pepo subsp. pepo (vegetable marrow) is the source of this 663-nucleotide messenger RNA. Its product is annotated as kiwellin-like. The record is from RefSeq and is a predicted model, not a curated record. NCBI's taxonomy places the organism in Eukaryota, Viridiplantae, Streptophyta, Magnoliopsida, Cucurbitales, Cucurbitaceae.